AUGCGAGAAGAUUUAGAUCAAACCUUAAGUGAAGAAAUUCUGAAAGAAAUGGCAGAAUUAAGAAAAAUGAUGACUACGCGAAGAAAUGGUAGAAGAAGACAAUUAGAAGAAGCAGUAGAGCAAGCUGGGAAAACACCUUGUACAAGGAAAAUUGAAAUGGAAAUGAUACCACAUAAAUACAAUUUACCAGUGUUCACUAGUAUAUUUGACGGAAGUGCAUGUGUAAUACAGCAUGUCAAAGCUUAUACCCGAUCUCUACUACAGUGGGAAAAGAAUGAUGUAGUAAUGUGCAAAUAUUUUGAUACGAGCUUAGCAGGGGAAGCUAUGAAAUGGUUUGAAGGGUUACCUGUAGAAACCAUUGGAUCAUUUCACCACUUACAUAACGUCUUGUUAGGAAAAUAUAUCAGCAAUAAUAUGUCAAGACCAGGAAUUGAGACGACAUUUGGACUUCGCAGAAGAAUAAAUGAGAGUUUGAGUCAUUUGACUACACGUUGGAGGACCAUGUGUAGUAAGAUGGCAAGACGAGUGGAUGAGCGAUACCUUAUUCUAGCCUUUAUCAAUGCUAUCUUCCCUACAGAUUUAUUAUAUACACAAAUCUUCAGGAUAAAAGACACAAUAACAAUGUCAGAAUUGCGCGAAUUUCAAGAAGAGUAUAUAGCACUCGAAGAGAAGCAAAGAGAUAUGGAGUCCUACCCAAUUGCAGUACCUGAUGCGAAGAGUGAGAAUGCAAGUUUACUUCCAAGAAUGACUAAUGCUGUUGCCAGUACUUCGCAGGGAAAUCAAAGAAAUAACAUUGCAGAGAUGGAACAAAAGCUGAUAGCCAUGGUUAGUGCAGAUCAAGAGGAAUUCGACAGAGAAUAUAAAGAAAAACAACUUCAAAAUCGCGGAGGUAAUAAUAAAAUUCAAAGAAUGGACAAUACACCAGAAGGUUAUGGAGGUCAACAACCAUAUUAUAAUAAGAGACAAGGAACCGGAAGGAUAGUAUGGGAACAGAUAAACUUGCCAAAGUUGAACACUACUGUAGAUAAAGUAUGGGAAGCUGUAAUCCUAAUGGAAGAAAUCCCUGAGCCACAUAAUGUAGGAGAUGAACCACCUCCAGGAAGGAGGAUUAAAGAAUUUUGUAUUUUCUCAUUUAGUGCAGAAGAAACAGCAGGAGAAGGAGAAUCGCAUGAAUGUCCAUUGGUAGUGAAGUUAGGAAUUAAUCCGAAAGCGAAAGUAGAAGAUGAUGAAGAGUAUGAAGCAAAUACUUGGGCGAUAAAUAGAAUACUCAUAGACACUGGAAGCUCUAUUGAUAUUCUUUUUUAUCAUACAUACAAGACCAUGGGUGGAAGAGAUGACGAAUUAAUUCCUUCAACAUAUAAAAUCUAUGGCUUCAAUGGAACAUCGAACAAACCGAAAGGAGAAGUGACAAUGCGAAUUCUUCUUCAGAAUUUACCAACAAAAACUGUAUUCUGUGUUGUAGAUGUCGAAUCACCUUAUAAUGCUAUGAUUGGAAGGCGAUGGUGUUGGCAUAUAAGAGGAGAUACGGUUGAAAGUAGAAGUUGUCAAGAAAUUGAUUUUGAUAAGUGCGAAGAAAGAGAAGGUAAGCAAAGAAAUUGGAAAAAGCAUGCUGCAGAUAGUCAAAGAGCUAAAAGAUUAAUGGUGGAUUUAGUGUCUAAAGUUGGAAAAACAAAUAAACAGGAUAUUAAGGCAGAAUCUUCUGCGUAUAGUGGUGCGAAGCGAGCCAGAAAAAUCACUUCUACAGAAGGCGGAAGAAUUCAGAGGCAGAAGUUGUGUUCUCAAGAGAAAACUGAAAUGUGCAAUGAUUCUCGCGCAGAAGAAGUUGCAGAAAUUAUGAGAAAUAAUACUCUGAAAAGCAUCUGCGAGCUUAAGGAGAUACAAAAAUGCAAGGGACAAAUACGUAGUAUGAAGAAUGCACAUGUUUUUCUUUAUGAGAAAUAA
This is a messenger RNA of Papaver somniferum (opium poppy), 1941 nucleotides long. RefSeq lists its product as uncharacterized. NCBI's taxonomy places the organism in Eukaryota, Viridiplantae, Streptophyta, Magnoliopsida, Ranunculales, Papaveraceae. The transcript is spliced from 3 exons. Bases 1 to 1941 code for a protein of 646 amino acids. The record is from RefSeq and is a predicted model, not a curated record.